Molecule: messenger RNA, 804 nt
Organism: Nanorana parkeri
Lineage: Eukaryota; Metazoa; Chordata; Amphibia; Anura; Dicroglossidae
Gene: KCNMB1
Product: potassium calcium-activated channel subfamily M regulatory beta subunit 1
Exons: 4
Coding region: 83-709 (208 amino acids)
Biological process (GO): detection of calcium ion; potassium ion transport
Cellular component (GO): voltage-gated potassium channel complex; membrane
Molecular function (GO): potassium channel regulator activity; calcium-activated potassium channel activity
Source: RefSeq, a predicted model, not a curated record
GACUGCAUAUCCAGAUAGAAAACAAAAUUUCUCUGUAAACAGAUGAAAUAAUUAUCGCCUGAAGUCCAUAAAUGAAUUUAAGAUGGGGAAAAAACUUUUCAUGGCUCAAAAGCGAGGCGAGACACGAGCAGUAUGCUUGGGCAUUGGAAUGAUUACAUGUUCUGUAAUGAUGUUUUUUCUAUUGGGAGUCACCAUUCUACCCAAGUAUAUAAAAAGCGUGUGGACUGCUGAGUCUACGUGUACCCUUGCACAAGCAACUUUCAAAGACAAAACAAACUGUGUCCAUAACAGCAAUGCAAAACCUGAAAGUAUAUUAAAAUACCCCUGCCUGGAGGUAUUGGUAAAUCUCAAUUUUUCAGAAGACAAUUUUAUGCUCUAUCAUACUGAAGAAUCUCCAGAAUGGAAUAACAAGUGUUUCUACAUACCUGAAUGUAAGGAAAACUACACAGAAAUCAAAAUGCAGAUACAAAAAAUUGAAAGAGAAUUUAACAAAUCAUCUUCAUUUGUUUGCUAUUUUGAUCCUAAAGGAAGACAUAAGAGUAUUAUUUUAAUAAGAAAAUUUGGACCCCAUAAGAUGAUUUCAUACUUUUUUUGGCCAACAUCAAUGUUUACUGUUGGACUUUGUGUGGUUAUCAUUGUUAAAAUAAGCCAAUAUCUUGCCAUGAUUUCUUUGCAAGCAAACAAAGCACUUGAAAUUGGCAAACCGUGAUACAACUACACCAGUCACAGUUAGAACACAUUCAUUUUUGUAUCUAAAAUAUAUUCUGUUUCAUUAGAUACAAGCACAAUUUUAUAUUAGGAAGA